UCAGUCGUGUUUGCAGGAAGAGUAACUAUGACAGAAAAACAAAGAGUGGGAACAGAGCAAAAGCUGCACGACAAAUAAAAAAAUCUGGACAGAAAGGCUAUGUAAAGAAAGAAAGUGUGCACCACGUUGAUGCUGAUGCAGCAUCCAGUGAUGAUGAAACAGACUCUGAGUUAGCUCUGUAUAAACUGUCACAGCCAGGAGAAAAGUCCAGUAUCAUUGUGAGACCAGAAGUUGAAGGAAUACCACUUGAAAUGGAGCUGGACACAGGUGCAGCAGUGUCUUUGAUUUCAACAGAGACUUAUAACAAAAUAUUGAAACACCUGCCCUUAUGCUCAACUGACAUUGUUUUUCGAACAUACACAGGACAAGCAUUAAACCCUGAAGGUGUAAUUGAUGUUCAUGUAAAAAUGGGCAAACAGACAGCUGUACUUCCUUUGUAUGUCGUGCAUGGCGAUUAUCCACCACUCUAUGGCAGAGAAUGGCUGCGUCAGAUUAAACUGAACUGGAAAGAAAAAAAAACAGUUAAAUUGAAGACGCUAGGAGCUGUUCUGGAGAAACAUGCAGCUGUUUUCUCUAAACAACUGGGAGAAAUGAAGAGCAUUAAAGCUAAAAUAACAUUGAAUCCUGAGCACAAACCCAAGUUUUGUCAGCCCAGAGUUGUUCCGUAUGCUCUGCGUCCAAAAGUCGAAGAGGAGCUAAACCGUCUCACUGAAAUAGGUGUAUUGUCACCUGUACAGUACAGCGAAUGGGCUACCCCAAUAGUCCCUGUGGUGAAGAAAAACGGAGCAGUGCGCAUAUGUGGUGAUUUUAAAGUGACGAUAAACCCCGUCCUUCUCAUUGAACACUAUCCGUUACCACGUAUCGAAGACCUGUUCGCUUCUUUGGCGGGAGGACAAUGUUUUAGCAAACUGGAUUUGUCACAUGCUUACCUCCAGAUGAGGGUGGAGGAGGAGUCAAUGAAGUUCCUUACAAUUUCCACACAGAAAGUGCUAUUCCAGUAUAAACGCCUUCCGUUCGGAAUUGCUUCGGCUCCAGCUAUAUUCCCGAGAGCUAUGGACCAAGUAUUACUAGGUCUUUCCAAUGUCCAUUGCUAUCUCGAUGACAUUCUUGUUACUGGGAAGACUGAAGCUGAACACCUGGAAAACCUGGAUGCAGUCCUUGGACGCCUGGAAGAGUUUGGUUUGCAUAUUGAAAAAGGGAAAUGUGACUUCUUCAAGGACUCAUUGGAAUACUUGGGUCACAUAAUUGAUGCUGAAGGUUUGCACAAGUCACCUGAAAAAGUAAGUGCAAUUGUUAAUGCUCCAACCCCAUCAAACAUCACACAGCUGAGGUCAUUCCUUGGCCUGCUGAACUAUUAUGGGAGAUUCAUACCUAAUUUGGCAACCAUUGUGAGUCCAUUGAACGCCCUGCUGUGUAAGGGGAAACGUUGGCAGUGGUCUUCGGAGUGUGAGGGUGCAUUUAAAAAGGCAAAAGAACAAUUAGUGUCACAAAACGUCUUGACACAUUAUGACCCACAGAACGAAAUUCGGCUCGCGUGUGAUGCAUCACCUUAUGGUAUUGGUGCCGUUAUCUCCCAUAUGUUACCCAGCGGUGAAGAAAAGCCAAUAGCUUUCGCAUCACGCACACUUAGCAAGGCAGAACAGAAUUAUGCGCAGAUCGAGCGUGAGGCUCUGGCAAUCGUGUUCGGAGUCAGAAAAUUCCAUCAGUAUCUCUAUGGACGGAAAUUCACGCUUUUCACAGAUCACCGCCCCCUUACUACGAUCUUUGGACCACAGAAUGGAAUCCCAUCUAUGGCGGCGGCACGGAUGCAAAGGUGGGCAUUGCUUUUAUCUGCACACAACUACACAAUUGAGUACAAAAGAGGUGAACAUCAUGCAAAUGCUGAUGGUCUUUCCCGUCUGCCAUUACAAGUGGAACACAGAGAGAAAAAAGAUGCUGUUGAGCUGUUCUACCUCAGACAGGUAGAGAUGAGUGACACUAUCUUGUCUACAGUAGUCGAGAUGGUUCUAAAAGGGACUCAAGCUGUCAGCCUGACAGAUAACAAUGCACUUUCGCCUUUCAUCUCCAAGUGCAAUGAACUGUCUGUCCAACAAGGGUGCUUAAUGCGGGGGUUGAGAGUCGUCGUUCCUCACAAGUUGCGGAAAAGAGUGCUGGAGGAACUGCACACGGGCCACCCAGGAAUUGUCAGAAUGAAGUCCAUCGCUCGCAGUUAUGUGUGGUGGCCGGGUAUUGAUGCUGACAUUGAACUGCAAGUGAAAAUGUGUCAGUCAUGUCAACAAAUACAGAAAAUGCCACCCCAAGCGCCCCUCCACCCAUGGGAGUGGCCAAGCAAACCAUGGGAGCGCAUACAUGUUGAUUUCACUGGGCCGUGUGAGGGCUACAUGUACCUAGUCGUGGUUGACGCACAUUCAAAGUGGCCUGAGGUGCGGUUGAUGACAUCCACGGCAGCGGGUAAAACAAUUGAUGUUUUAAGGAACCUGUUUAGUCAUUAUGGUCUUCCUGAAGUCCUUGUGAGCGACAACGGACCACAAUUUGUCUCUCAGGAAUUUGCAAAUUUCCUGAAGGCCAACCAUGUGAAACAUAUCCGUUCAGCUCCUUAUCACCCGGCAACUAACAGGCAGGCUGAGAGGUUUGUCCAGUCAUUGAAACAAGCACUGAAGGCUUCUAAGGGCUCUUCUACUCUUCAGAAACGUCUGGAAACUUUCGUGCUGACGUAUCGCAACACGCCACAUCCAACGACAAAAGAGUCUCCUUCCCUGUUGUUUUUGGGACGCCAUUUGCGCACACGUCUUGAUGCCCUGCGACCUAGUGUGGCUGCUGCAGUGCGUUUCUCACAGACCUCUCAGGUUCUCCGCUGGGCUGGUCGUUGUGCUGGCUCGUGA
Molecule: messenger RNA, 2882 nt
Organism: Paramisgurnus dabryanus
Lineage: Eukaryota; Metazoa; Chordata; Actinopteri; Cypriniformes; Cobitidae
Source: RefSeq, a predicted model, not a curated record